GUCACGCACACAGGAGGGCCCAGGAGAGAUGGGGAAGGCGGUGGUGGUCCCCAAGGAGAAUCAGGAGAAGAUGAAGGAGAUGUUUAAAAUCAACCAGUUUAACCUCAUGGCCAGCGACAUGAUCCCCCUCAACAGGAGUCUGCCGGACGUCAGACUGGAUGGCUGCAAGACGAAGGUGUACCCGGAUGACCUGCCCAACACCAGCGUUGUCAUAGUGUUCCACAACGAGGCCUGGAGCACGCUGCUGCGGACGGUCCACAGCGCCAUCAACCGCUCGCCACGCCACCUGCUGCUGGAGAUCCUGCUAGUGGACGACGCCAGUGAGAGAGACUUCCUGAAGGAGAAGCUGGACCAGCACGUACGGACCCUGGAGGUGCCGGUGCGGGUGCUACGCAUGGAGAAGCGUUCCGGGCUGAUUCGCGCCAGGCUGCGGGGGGCGGCGGCCGCACGGGGUCAGGUGAUCACCUUCCUGGAUGCCCACUGCGAGUGCACCACUGGCUGGCUGGAGCCACUGCUGGCCAGGAUCAAAGAGGACAG
This is a messenger RNA of Paramormyrops kingsleyae, 537 nucleotides long. The record is from RefSeq and is a predicted model, not a curated record. Lineage: Eukaryota; Metazoa; Chordata; Actinopteri; Osteoglossiformes; Mormyridae.